AUGGAAGCGAGCAUCAACUACCCAGGAGCCACGAGGGUCCGAAACGAGUUUCGCUCUCGACGACUACAUAAUGAUACCUUUUGGCGCAUGUCAUACCCGUUAGUACUCUCGGGGCCCAUCUUGAAACAUGGAGAGACUCAGAUUAUGGAGUACUCUGGUACCGUUUGCUUCACAGGGGCUUGCGAAGGAGUGAAGCUUGAUCGUCCACCUAAACUGAUACAGGGAGAUGUCAUUGCCAUGCCUUGUAGUGGCCAUUACUUUCAUUUUGUCUUUGAAACUGCUACUAUGCUAGAAGCAUUACAUAUUCAUGGAAUGCUCGAGGAAUUCCCCGAUGCUACUCUACUUUGUUACGAUGCGAUACCUUCCCCCAGUAGUCGGCAAAUGCUGGAGCUCAUGGGGAUACCCCUGCCGGGGCGUAUUGAACUGGGCAAGCCAGAUGUCUUGUACCAGGCCACGGGACUUAUGAUCGUCCCACCCUUUCACAACUAUCACUACCAUCGGGAACCGUAUUCAUCGUACAAUCAGUGGUUGCUGCAAUCGAUUCGUUCUCGAAUGACACCAUCCAAACUCGUAACGAAUACUAGUCGUACUAUUACUAGUGACAAUGAUGGUAAAGGCCGGGCAAUCUUUGUGUCACGAAAGGGGUAUCGUCGGGGGAUACAACAGGAAGAGGAACUGUUUACAAAGUUGAAGACAGUCCUACCUCAUUUGGAGAGUAUCCUUCCAGAUGACUUCUCUGUCGCAGAACAAGCCAACUUAUUUGCUUCUGCCGAUUUGAUUAUCUCACCACAUGGGGCAUCUCUGACCAACUUGAUUUUUGCCGAUUGGUCCAAGGUGACUGUAGUGGAGGUCACCCCUGUGACUAGAGCUGCGAGCUUUCGAAUGGACACAGGGGUACAACGACACUAUCUGUUUACUUGUCCUUCCGAGCCGGGGGAAAAGGAUCUCUGGGACAAGCAUCUGGAUUGUGAUGUAGAUAACAUGGUAGACGUGAUCAAGACGGAUGUCUUGGUGCAUUCCCAUAAUGCGACCUGGCGCCAAAUUGAACCAAAACGAAACAUUCCUGGGACACUGUCACCACCAGCACCCAAAGAGGCAACGAAACAAUAA
This is a messenger RNA of Seminavis robusta, 1110 nucleotides long. The record is from the annotation of a GenBank genome assembly. Lineage: Eukaryota; Bacillariophyta; Bacillariophyceae; Naviculales; Naviculaceae.